AAUACCAAAGACAGAAGACCGAAAAACGUUUUGUUGUUAUAACCUCAAAAAAAUCAUGCCUCAUUCAGCAUAAUAUUUAAUGUUUUAAAAGAAUAUAAUAUCAGUGUAUAAUUGAUCUCUUCAUAAGGAAUGGCUGACACCGAGGAAUACUUUCCCCGAGGGGGCAAGAAGCCCACUACAACAUACUUUAAGCAAAAUGAGAACUUUUUAGGGGGCGCUCAAAAAGGAGAAAGAAAGAAGAAGAAGUUAAAAAAGAAGCCAGAAGAUGAUGACGGAUAUUUAUCAGAGGAUUUGGUUCAAGAAGUGGAUCAAUCUUACAAAAUGUGUGGGAUUGGCUUGAAUUAUAAGGUGGUAAAAGAAGGCCAGUUAUUUCUGGGCCGGGUGCACCAAGUGAAAGAGACUUUGAUCCGCAUGAGGCUCCCUUGCAGAUUGUGUGGCAUAGUCAUGGCCUGUCAUAUAAGUGAAGCAUACACCAAGAUGCUUGAAGCAUAUGUUAAUGAUCAGAUAGACAAAGUGUGUGAGCUGAAAGAGAUGUUCCGCCCGGGGCAGUAUGUGGCGGUGAAAGUGCUGGAAGUCCAGAACAGUAGGCUGGUGCUGUCCAUGAUGCCGCAGCAUGUCAACAGCGCUAGGACGCAGGCUGACUUGCACAAGGGAGCUCUCCUUCAAGCGGCAGUGUCAUCAGUGGAAGACCACGGCUAUGUGAUGGACAUUGGCAUUCCUAAUACAAGAGCAUUUCUACCCAAAGACUCGACUAAUCCAGAGAUACAACUUGAUACGGGGGUAUUAACUUGGGUGACUAUCAAGUCACUUUCAGAAGAAAGUGGUCUGCUAACGCUGAGCAAUUCACUUGAGGUGCUGCAGAGGGCAGUGCAGCGGAAACCAGCACCUUUGCUGCCGGGAACUGCUUUGGAGUUCACUGUUGACAAGUCUCUAGACAACGGCAUCGAAGGUCACGUGCUGGACAAUACCACCGCUUACAUCCAACGAAACCAGGUGGACACUGUCAAAGGGAAGAAGCCUGCAAUGGGCCACAAGAUAAGGGCACGGCUACUGUAUGUGGUUCCACCGAAAAACAUCCCGUUCCUGACCAUGAAAAACAUUUUCGAAACCACUUACCCUGAUUUGACGCAAGAGCAGAAAUUUAAAGAAGGAGACAUUAUAAAAGAAGCUCAGGUAUUAAAAAUAAUGGGUCGAUCGAUCCAUUUGAAGCUGGGAGAAGGCAGCGCAGGCUUGCUCAGUCUACGCAGGAUUGUCGUCCACGAAGACUUCACCGAUGAACAGGUCUUACUCAAAUCCUAUCCUAUAGGCAGUACCCACGAAGUGCGGGUACUCUGUUACAAUCUAUGUGACUACAUGUACUCGGUGACGGACGACCCGGCCGCGCUCGCGGAGAAGUACUUCGACAUGUCGCAGCUGCAUGUGGGCGACAUGGUGGUCGCCACCGUCACCGCCAUCACCGAGAAGCAUCUCUUCGUCACAGUAGGGAGAAUCAAAGGUUCUGUACCACAAUCGCAUAUGAGUGAAACGGGCAUUUACAUUGACCCCAAAAAGGCUAGCAAUCCAAAAUUGACGAAGAAUAAAUUCAAGGUGGGUCAAGAGGUGAAGGCGCGCGUGUUGGCAGUGAAUCAUGAGAAGCAAUUUUUGUAUCUGACGCUGAAGCCAUCCCUGCUGGACCCCGAGCUGGACAUCUUGCAGAGCUGGGAACAGGCGAUAGUGGGAAAAGCCUACACGGGAGUUAUCACGUGCAUCAAAGACUACAUCAUCGUCUCGUUCUUCAACAGCGUGACAGCGUUUGUGCCGAAGAGAUGGGUGUCCGCCGAGCCUCUGGACAACCUCAACGACGCGUUCCAUCGCGGACAGAUUGUAAAAUGUACCAUCAUUAGUGUAAAUCCUGAAACAAGAAAGAUAUGUGGAAGCCUCACCAAAGCCCCGUUUACAGCGACUGAAAAUUAUGUCAGACCUACAAAGCGUAAAUUCAAAGAUCGAGAAGCUGCCGAAAAGCAAAAAACAGAUGAUUCCGAAAAUGUAAAGGAAGAUGAAAAUAAGCAAAACGAUAUUUCAAAUAGUGAAAUUAACGAAAUUGAGCUUGAGGAAAUUCAAGAGCCCAAAAAGAAGAAAAAAAAGAAAAAUAAUGAACUAACAGAAGAGCAAAUCGAUGGGAACAGUGAAAAUAUUGAAACUGGUGAAAAAAAUCGAAAAAAGAAGAGGAAAAAUAAGAUAAUAAACGAUGCUAAUUCUACAGAAAAUGCAGACGCAGAAAUCAAUGGCACGGCUAAUAUUAAAGAAAACAAAAAGAAGAAAGAUAAAAAAUUGAAAGAUGUGACACAAAAAGAAGAUUCUGAAAGUGACCCAAUCGAAAAAGCCAUAUACGAAGGCGGCGACCAAGUUCUAACACCGCAGAAUUGGAGCUUCGUCGACUUAACCGACUGUUUAACUGCUAAACAGUAUAAAAAGAGAGUAGUCGCCUUAAUAAAAUGUAUAGACGAAAGGAAAAAACGCUUAGAAAGCAUAGACAAAAAUAUAGCAACUAUGGAAGAAAAAGGAUUGAACGCGAAAAAUAAAAAAUAUCACACAGCUAUGCAUACAGAGAAAUUAGUGAUACAAAAGCAAACUGAAAAAUUGACAGAAGUUUUAAAAAUAGCGCAGGAAAAGUUAAAAGAGUUUGGCGUAGAAACAAAUCAAGAUAAUAAAAAGAAAAAGAAACCUGCAGCAUCAACAUCAGAUGAAAUAAAAGUAGAAGUUAAGGAAAAUGUAGAUAAAUUAAAAGGAAUGAAGCUAGAUGCAGAUAUUUUGCAGCCAGUGGUUGAAGUGCCGAGUGCUAAGGACUUUUGGUCCUUAGAUACUGAUGUUAUAACUGAUAAAAUAAACAAAGAAGAAUCGAGUAGCAGUGAAGAAGAGGAACAAGAGAAACCUAAAAAGAAACGCAAGAAGCUAACAGUCGCAGAAAAAGCAGCCAAGGCAAGAGAAGAAGAAGAGAGGAUACGUGAGAUGGAGAAGAGAGCAAUAGAGAGUGAGAAUGCGCCUCGAUCGAGCGACCAAUUUGAAAGGGCCUUGCUCGCUCAACCGAACUGCAGUCAGCUUUGGAUUGCAUACAUGGCCUUCCAUCUGCAGGCGACUGAGAUAGAAAAAGCGCGCGCUGUUGGACGUAAGGCGCUCAAUACCAUCAACUUCAGAGAAGAAGGAGAGAAGCUGAACGUGUGGCUCGCUCUACUGAACCUCGAACAUCGCUUCGGGACAAAGGAAACCCAACAAAAAACCAUCGAAGACGCCCUCCAAAUGAACGAACCAUACGAAAUCCACUCCAAACUCCUGGACAUUUUAGUGGACACCAGCAAGCCCCAGGAGUUGGUGUCACUAGUGGAGCUGAUGUUGCGCAAGUACCGCGGGCGCGCGCCAGUGUACGCGGCGUGCGGGCAGGCGUGCUUCGCCGCGGGGCUGACGGACAAGGCGCGACAGGUCAUGCAGAAGGGGAUCGCCGCGCUGGAGAAAAAGGAGCAUGUAUCUCUGCUCGUCCGUUUCGCGCAGCUAGAACGCUCGCACGGCGACCGCGAGCGCUCGGAAGCGCUGUUCGAGCAAGUGUUGGCCGUGUACCCGCAGCGAGUGGACGUGUGCUCCGCUUACGUCGACAUGCUCAUCAAAGCUAAGGACGUCGACCAUGUGCGGCAAGUGAUGGAGCGAAUGACAUCACUACAGCUUCCGGCGCGCAAGAUGAAGGUCCUUUACAAAAAGUGGAUCGAAGCGGAAGAGAAGAUCGGAGACGCGGCUCACGCAGAGAACGCGCGACAACGCGCGAUGAAGUUUAUUGAUAAAGCCAAGUUUUAGUAUGACGAAGUAUAAAUAAAUGGAUGUACAAUU
Messenger RNA from Maniola jurtina (meadow brown), 3855 nucleotides. It is a transcript of the gene Rrp5, whose product is annotated as protein RRP5 homolog. The transcript is spliced from 20 exons. The coding region runs from base 130 to 3822 and encodes 1230 amino acids. Gene Ontology annotation, molecular function: protein binding; RNA binding. Gene Ontology annotation, biological process: rRNA processing. Lineage: Eukaryota; Metazoa; Arthropoda; Insecta; Lepidoptera; Nymphalidae. Gene Ontology annotation, cellular component: nucleolus; nucleus; small-subunit processome. The record is from RefSeq and is a predicted model, not a curated record.